This is a messenger RNA of Cydia amplana, 886 nucleotides long. It is a transcript of the gene RYBP, whose product is annotated as YY1-associated factor 2. Gene Ontology annotation, molecular function: DNA binding; transcription coregulator activity. The transcript is spliced from 3 exons. Bases 280 to 690 code for a protein of 136 amino acids. Gene Ontology annotation, cellular component: nucleus. NCBI's taxonomy places the organism in Eukaryota, Metazoa, Arthropoda, Insecta, Lepidoptera, Tortricidae. The record is from RefSeq and is a predicted model, not a curated record. Gene Ontology annotation, biological process: positive regulation of DNA-templated transcription.
GUGAAUGUACGUCAGACAACGCCAUCUAUAUUCCACUAGCAAAAUUAAAUUCCGUCGGUAAAGCAGCGCUCAAUUGGCAAGUGGCGCUUGCUCUGUUUUACCGACCGAGCAAUGACGAGCUGUCAUGGCGAACCGUGGUGUACGUUUUCGUGCAAGAUAAAACAAAAAUAAUGAUUCCUAUUAGGAAUAUCUUAAAUAAGUGCUUGAAGAACUGCUGUGGUUACUCUAAAGUAUCAUGAUUAACGUGUGCUAGUUAUAAUUAGACUUAAGUUAGUGAAAAUGGACAAGAAAAAUGCGAUUCGGAGAGCCAAAAGGCCUUCUAAGGUUCUUGAAGAAAACUAUUGGGAUUGCAGCGUUUGCACGUACAGGAACAAUGCAGAAGCCUUCAAGUGCUCGAUGUGUGACGUCAGGAAAGGCACGUCAACCCGAAAGCCGCGCAUCAACCCGGCGCUGGUGGCGGCGCAGGCGGCCGGCACCGCCCCCACCAGCUCGCAGAAGAGACCUCGCUCCGCCAACUCGCUCAAAAAGAAGCGGCGACCCCCUCGCCUCAGCAACGUCGACCGCAGCUCCGCGCAGACCAGAGAGGUAACAGUAAGCGGCGUAACUGUGGUCAUUACAGAAUACAAGCCCAAGAAAUCAGUGUCCAGUAGCUCCAGUGACGUGGAAUCCUCCAACGACGCGCGUCCGUGAUAUCCAGGUCACUUCCAAAAGGUUUGGCUGCUGUUGGUACUAUUAUUUUUUGUGCUUAAAUAGUUGUCAGUGGAAAAUAUCUGAUACCAUACCCGAAAGCUGUAUGUACUACGUGUAGUACAAAUUCGUAGCUCUCAUGAAAUAAAUUGUACCUACUUCUGUUCAGGCAAGUUCGAAUUACAAAUAUGAAACGAGA